Messenger RNA from Hibiscus syriacus, 1040 nucleotides. Its product is annotated as putative Myb family transcription factor At1g14600. Lineage: Eukaryota; Viridiplantae; Streptophyta; Magnoliopsida; Malvales; Malvaceae. The record is from RefSeq and is a predicted model, not a curated record. The coding region runs from base 1 to 795 and encodes 264 amino acids. The transcript is spliced from 7 exons. Gene Ontology annotation, biological process: abaxial cell fate specification; regulation of DNA-templated transcription. Gene Ontology annotation, molecular function: transcription cis-regulatory region binding.
AUGGAGGACCAGCCUGACAGCAACAACACAGAUGAAGACAACAGGAUCGAGCCGAGAAACGGAGAGAGCUGGAGCAAUGGCUCAGUUGAAGAAAAUGGAAAGAAGUCUAUUUCUGGAUCCGUAAGGCCGUAUAACCGUUCGAAAACACCGAGACUCCGGUGGACGCCCGAUCUCCAUCUUCGUUUUGUUCAUGCAGUUGAAAGGCUAGGAGGACAAGAGAGAGCAACACCCAAGUUGGUACUUCAAUUGAUGAACAUCAAAGGCCUUAGCAUAGCUCAUGUGAAGAGUCAUCUACAGAUGUAUAGAAGCAAAAAGAUUGAUGACCCAAAUCAAGCUAUGUCAGAUGGAGGGCUUUGCUUUGAAGGUGGAGAUCAUCACCAUACAUACGAAUUCAGCCAUCUUCCCAUGCGCCACGGUUUCAAUUAUUGGAAUCCUUCAAGUUCCCGGGAUGGGCAAAAUGUGUACAGUUCAGUUGCAGAGAAGCUAUUUCAAAGCUGCAACAACAAUUCACUUAGCAUUAGUUCAACGCAAGCAAUGGGGCCAAGCAGAACAAUGUGCUCCAAUUAUUUCACGCAUCGAGGCACGGUACUAAAGAGGAAGACGAUGGAGUGCAACAACAUUAACCAAGACAUAGAUUUGAACCUGUCCUUGAAACUAACAACGACAUCAAACAAUGAUGGAGUUGAAAAGGGUUGGAUGAUAGCACUUUGUCUCUUUCGUUGGCUUCGUCUUCUUCAUGGCUCAGUGGUGGUGAUGGUAAGAGGCAGGCGAGGACGACAAUGGAAAGUACUCUAGAUCUCACUUUAUGAAUGAGACAAUUCUGAGUGAGAUCUUGAAGUACUUGUGUCUGAAUGCACUGGAAUAAAAUCGGUGAAUUGAUCAUCAUAGAUAUAUUGUCGAAAUACCAGAACGUUCACAAAGGCCAAUUAUCAAUCAAAUCAACCCCCGCUUUGUUUCAAUUUUCUUCUUUUUGUUGUUCCCAUUGUUCGUUUGUGCAUGGAUUCCGAGAAAAAAAAUAAUAAAUUUGAGCAUUGCUAGAU